UUAAAAAUAAUAAAGCUCAAGUAGUUCAACUAUAUGGAACUCUUGCAAAGUUACGAUGUAAUGUUUGCACAAAUAUUUAUGAUUUUACGCUGCAAUAUUGUGAUAUUUUCAAGCAAGGUAAAGUGCUAAAAUGCACCAAUGUGAAGAGAGAAGAAAAAGAAGAAAAGCGUCCUCAUACAAUUGGACAGCUCAAACCAACAGUAAUCCUUUAUG
This is a messenger RNA of Racocetra persica, 213 nucleotides long. The record is from the annotation of a GenBank genome assembly. Lineage: Eukaryota; Fungi; Glomeromycota; Glomeromycetes; Diversisporales; Gigasporaceae.